AAAAUUUCCUGUCGAAGAAAAGUUCGAAUCUGUCCAGCCAGAGCUCUUUGCAGCAGCUCGAUCGGCAAAUACUUGGUGCAAUCACUGGUUGCUUUGAUGCGUGAAAAGCGAGGAUUGAAAUUUUCUUUUUCCCCCAAGCCUCAAGCCCCUUGCUCUACUAGCCCCUAGCUCCCUUCUGCAGCUCUAGUAGCGCCAGCACCAGCAUUCGCCAGUGUAGAUAAGUUAAUUAAAGGCAAGGUGAAAUAGUGAAGGCAUUUCCUGAAGGCUAGCGGGAAUUGUAGUGAAAAGCAACAGGAAAAGCAGCCGCAAGGAAAUUACCUAUCGAGGUCAGGUCCCUCCGCAAGGGGACAGUGUAAGUGGCUGGUGAGAAAAGCAUCGGAUAUGUUCCAUCAUAGCUGGAAGAAACUUGUAUGUUCAAUCGGUGACAUGAAGCAUUAGCAUCGCUAGAAAAAGGGAGAGCGAAGAAAAAACGGCGAAAAAUCGAAGCAGCAAAAUUACCCAGCAAGCUGCAGGUGCUUCUCUAGUGGCAGCGGGACUUUGUGGUGUUACCUAGAACUAGUAGAGCAGGAAAGCAAGAGUAUGGGCGAAAAAGAAAAUUUUUCUCAUUCAGUAAACGCUUAACCAACCAACGCACCAGAAAAGGACAGUUUGCGAAUGUGUGGAAGCGAAACGGGACGCCUGCUGGCAGAGAAAAAUCGGUUUUCCAUAAUCAAAGGAAAAACUAGCAACAAGAGAGUAACGAAAGAGAGAAAAUAAAACCGCAGGAGAGCACUCCCAAUACAGAGCACAGUGGAGAGCUCCAAGCUUCCAUUCGAAAGAAACACAUACGGAAGCAUGCGGAUAAAAAGUCCUGAAAAAUUUUUGUUUUCCUUCUGCCAGCAUUCUGUGGUGGCAUUGGAAAAUUGAAGUUGGCAGACACGGACGGUGGAAAAAAAGUUGCUUCAGCAGCGCUGAGCCCAGCUUCUAAAUCCUCCCACUACGAUUUCCCGUUGGUGUAGGAAUUUAGGUGUUUUCUUUGAUACAACCAGAGUGCAAGAGUGGCAAAAGCGAAUCAUUAGUGUUUAGUGUUUGGAGUGUACGGAAAAAGGGCGAAAAAGAAAUAGAAAAAGUCCAGCAGUAAUUCGAUCUUGAAUCUAGAUACAGGAGAAGAAAAGCAUAGUGCAAUAUAAAGGAAAGAAGAAAAUCCUGCAAGAGGAAAAUUCGACACUCAGAUAACAUCAUCCUUUUAGGCGACGAGUUUCUCCUAGUGUGUGUGCGCGAGCUUGUCAAUCGUACCAGCAGCAGAGAACGAAGAGCAAAAGUUGGGAAAAUUCAGCACCACUACAAGCGGUUAGAUAGAGAGAAAAGAAAAGCGAGCUGGAGAGUGCCAUUUGGAGCCCAUCCGAGAGGCGAAAGGACGACGAAAACGCGACAUAGAUAGUGUGUGCGGAAGGUCCCCGGUGAGCGAGAGCCAGGCAGCAGAAAACGGAAUCCACGCGAGAGGAUUAUCGAUAACGGACGGAGGACGGUUCGCACACGUAUUCACUCACACAGGCAACCGUUUCGGCAGGGAGCAGAUUAGCCUGUGUGCCUGGUUUCGAGACUGCCCCAUGAACUGCAGCAGUUCGAUUCACCGUAGCUUGCCAAGGUGGAAACUCGGCAUCCAGGACUAAACCAGCAUCGGUUCAAGUUAACCAAAACAGCGUCAUCCCGUGGAAAAAUGUCCUGGUGCUAGUGAAGUUAUAAAUUGAUUUAAACGUAGACUAUUGGGACAUAAUCAAAAACAAAGACAGGUGUCCACCAUUGAUGGAAAGCUGAACGACGUUCGGUGAAAGGCUUCGAUUGAUCGCAGAAUUCCUCGUUGGAACCGUCGAAGAAUACGGCAGCCGGUGGUUACCUCAAACCACCCUGCUACUUUACUCCCAGGCUGCAGCGACCAUACAAGCGACCGGCACUAUCUCGACUGGGUCCAUCGGGAAAAAUAGCUUAGAUAACAAAAAAGCAAGAAGGAUAAAUAACUUAGAUAAAACAUAAACAAGUCUAGGUAGUAGGUUUAAACAAGAAGAACGGUGAUCACAUAAACAAAAGGAAGACAACCUUAGUCUAUCGUAGUAACUUAAAAAAGGCGAACAGAGAGAUACUUAAAAUAUUAUUUAACCCAUCACACGCAUAUUUUAGCAUUAUCUACAACACGUAGAAGUCUAUAAAUAUCCAACCGGAGUAGCAAAAUAAAACAAAAACAAACCCACAGCAAAAAUGUCUUCGCAAACAGCAAGUCAACAAUCAACCAAUGCAACACCACAGACGGGUGCGGCGGGGUCAGCAGGAGCUGGCAGUUGCGGCAAUGAUCGCAUCAUCGACAGCGUCCUGUUUCCACCGAAGCACAAGCUAACGAUGUCCGAAGUGUUCGAUUCACACACCGGCAAGCCCCGUCCGGACAUACUGAAGCAGCACUUCAUCCUGGAGGGACGAAUCGAGGAGAACGCGGCACUGCGGAUCAUCCAGGAGGGUGCGGCGAUCCUGAAGGCGGAAAGUACGAUGAUCGACAUCGAAGCGCCCGUCACGGUAUGUGGCGAUAUUCACGGACAGUUCUACGAUCUGAUGAAGCUGUUCGAGAUUGGCGGGUCGCCAGCUUCGACCAAGUAUCUGUUUCUGGGUGACUAUGUAGAUCGUGGUUAUUUCAGUAUAGAGUGCGUACUGUAUCUGUGGGCCCUGAAGCUGUGCUAUCCGACCACACUGUUCUUACUGCGAGGCAAUCACGAAUGUCGACAUCUAACGGAAUAUUUUACCUUUAAGCAGGAGUGUAAGAUUAAGUACUCGGAGCGGGUGUACGAUGCAUGUAUGGAAGCGUUCGAUUGCUUGCCCCUGGCAGCACUCAUGAAUCAGCAAUUCCUCUGUGUUCACGGUGGCCUCUCGCCGGAGAUCCAAGAGUUGGACGACAUUCGAAAGUUGGACCGAUUUAAAGAACCGCCAGCCUUCGGACCGAUGUGCGACCUGCUGUGGUCCGAUCCGCUGGAAGACUUCGGCAACGAGAAGAACUCGGACUUCUACUCGCACAAUACGGUGCGCGGUUGUUCGUACUUCUACAGCUACAAGGCCUGCUGUGACUUCCUGCAAAACAACAAACUCCUAUCGAUCAUUCGGGCCCACGAAGCGCAGGACGCUGGUUACCGCAUGUACCGGAAGAGUUCGACAACCGGUUUCCCAUCGCUUAUCACAAUCUUCUCCGCUCCUAACUACCUGGAUGUCUACAACAACAAAGCGGCCGUAUUAAAGUACGAAAACAACGUGAUGAACAUCCGGCAGUUCAAUUGUUCACCGCACCCUUACUGGCUUCCAAACUUUAUGGACGUAUUCACCUGGUCGUUGCCAUUUGUCGGUGAAAAGGUAACCGAAAUGCUGGUCAAUGUACUUAACAUCUGCUCGGAUGAUGAGCUGAUCUGCGAGGGCGACGACACGUUGGAGGAAGCGAACGCGCGCAAGGAGGUCAUCCGGAACAAGAUUCGUGCCAUCGGUAAAAUGGCCCGUGUCUUCUCCGUGCUGAGGGAAGAAUCGGAAUCGGUGCUACAGCUGAAAGGACUCACACCAACUGGCGCCUUACCUCUGGGUGCUCUAUCCGGUGGUAAGCAAUCGUUACACAACGCUCUGCAGGGCUUCUCGCCCAACCAUAAGAUCACAUCGUUCGCCGAGGCUAAGGGUCUGGACGCGAUCAAUGAACGGAUGCCGCCAAGACGGGACACGACACCAACGCCCAGCGAAGAGAAGUCCAUAUCGCUGGCGGCACCCAAAUAAUCAGCUUCCGCGGUAGUAGCAGUAGCAGGGUUGCCGUAGGGCAUCGGCAAAGGGGAUGCACGUUUAGGCAAGAAACCAGAAGGCGAGUUAGAACACAGCGUAGGACAGCGACAUCCACAACAAAUAGAAGAGGAAGAAGAAAAAAACACACAUAUACAUAUAAAGAAAUAAUAUAAUUGAAGCUACUAAAAAAACUAUUAUAAUGAAUUAUGGAAAAUAAUUAAAAAUAACUUAAGUAAAGCCACUAAUAUCUUAUAUUUGAAAAAGAAAAGAAAAACAAAAUAUCUUGAGAACAUCGCGUCCCAAGAGGAUGUCAGCAAAACGAAAAACAACUUGAUGAAGCAAAAAUGGACAAAAAAAAAGAAAAAUGCAAACACAGUAAUAUGAGUAAGAAGAAUCUUCUAAUAGCAAAACAAAAACACGAUAAAAUUGUUGCACUCACAGCCGGGGUUGAAGCCAUUUUGAAUCAUUGAAAAGUAGCGGAAAAUUUUGCCAGCAGAAUGAAAAACAAAAAACCAUAAUUUACCCACAUCCAACUUUACUUUAGUUAUCCGCGUAAUCGCCGGUGGAUGAUUGAAGGACUGUAAAUGCAAGACAUAGUCCGUCGAAUCGCCAUUCCUUCCGGUUUCCGGGCGGAACUUCGUGUUAUGCAUUUCCUGCUAAUCCCAAGCGUAAAACAUUUGAACACAACAGCAAUUGUUAAAACAGUAAAAAAAAAGAAUAGAACACACAACCAGUAUAUCAUAAUGAACAGAGAGAUUAAAAAAAGGAACAAAUCGGAAAUAUUUUAGACAGUAAAGGUUCAAGCAACAAAUGAAGGAGAAAAAUAUUCGAAUUAUUGUUGAUGUUUUCUAGCUAAACAAAGAAAUAAAACAAUUUACGAUAAGAGAAGACGUGGGCCGGUGCAAGAAACGCGGCUUUUUUAUUAUGUGGUUCGCAUAUGAAAUAACAACAAACUCCUUGGACUAACAACUUGAUCUCAGAUCCGUUUUCAAAUUCAGUUUCGCUUUGCCCCACAGACGAUUUUUGUGCUGGGCACCGUGAAAUAUGCUUCAUGCUUUGUACUUUCAAACAAAAAACUUCUCCCUCAUCCCACACCAAACCACGCGCACGUGCAAUGCUCUAAUUUCGUGUGCAAAUUCGAAUCGCACACCUGGUGCCAUUUUUUGCCCUCUUUUCUCAAAAUACAAACAAAGAAAACCCCGUUUGUUAUCGAACAACGCACAUCAGAAAAUAAAAGGGAGCCCAACUAGGGGUGAAGAAAAUAAUUUGGCGACAAAGCAACAUCUAUUUUGACGGAGAGAAAAAUUUACAAAAUAAUAGUAUAAACAACUGUCAGGUUUCUCUAUUACCGCUUGAAAUAAAUAAAAAAAACCUUUUCUACUAGAAAAUAUCGCCAAAAAUUAUAAACUAAAUCGAAAGCUUGAACUGCUUGUCUAAACGCUGUUGAAUCCUUUCAUUCCAUCACUGAAAAAAUAAAAAACAAAAUAAAGUAAAGUUACUCACUACACACACAAAAAUCAGCAAAAUUUUUCACCUUUUCAAACGUUCAAACUAUCAUAAACAUUGGAGAAGGAGAAGCAGAAAACCCAACCUCCCUAACACUAGGCAUUAGUUAGCAGAAUGUUACACAAACUGAUGAAAAUGUGCGAACCGGUUUGAAUCGAAUGAGACAAAAGGAAACGCGAACCAACCCAAAACCAGAGAAGUGCAAAGGGAAGAAGUAAAACAACAACAAAAAUCGACUAUGAUAUUUCGGUUCCUCGCUUCUGUUGUUCGUUUCACAAGGUUUUGAUUCCGAUACGAAUUUAGCUAUCGUGCGAAAUAGUUCUACGUCCCCUUUUACUGUAAGGAAGAAUAUUUCAUACACCGACACUCACACACACACACAAACACAUACACACAUCGACAUGCAAACAACACUAACACUAUCCGAACCGCGAACAACAAAACGUCGAAAAAAGAGAUAAAGUAAAAAAAGCUUAAUACUAAUUAGUAUGGAAUCAAGUCUAAGAAUAAUCUAUUUAACUGAGCUGAAAUUAAGAAAACAAUUGAAAGCGAAACGCGUAGGAAGGAAGAAACAAGCUGAAACAAGCAAGGUAAAUAAAAUGUUAAGUCGUAAGUGUAUAAUUGAUUAAUUAAUAAGUAAAAUAAUUUAACAGAAUAAAGCAGAUACGGAAAACAAGGAACAGAGCGAAAACUAGUGUCGAAUGAAAGGCGAGAAUUAAGUUCAAUGUAAUGCAAGAAAAAAAACAGCAGAGAAAUGGUAAUUAUUGUCAUAUUAUUGAAUCUAUUACGAUCAUUGACAACUGUAAGAAGAGAAAACAAAAAAAUAAGAAUCUUAUAUAGAAGCAUUGAAUUUAACAAAAACAGAAAAUCAUGCAUCUGCAAAGCAAAAAAAAAUAUGUCUACAAGAAAAAAACAAGAACAAGCAAGUAGCGACAGCAAAAACGCGCGAAAAAUUCAUUAUUUUAAACGAUUCUCUACUAAAUUGAAAUAGUAAUAACUGAAGCAGAAAAAAAGCAAACAACAGUAGUUCAUUAAGAGAGAAAUUAAACACACCUCCGUGCAAGCAAAACAAAGAAUGAUAAACUUCCCCUUUCCAUGUUAAUAUGUGCGUGCGCUUUUCUCAAUUGAAAAAAAAAAAACAAACAAAACAACAUAUUUAUAAAGAUGCAGAGAGUUUACAAACGUACUUUUUACUUAAAUCCUGGUUGGAAUUUUUAAUGUCUAAGUUUUAUCAUUAGUGUAAUACUUUUUAUUCAACCUGUUGUUAUGUUAGUAAAGAAAGAGAAAAAAACCGAAAUAUUUAUGUUUACUGCUAGUUCUUUCAUCGUACGAGAUGUGUAACCUUAACAGUAAAAUACAUUGUUAUAGUGUGUAGAAGAGAUAAAAACACACACAUUCAUACAACCGAAAAAAGUUUCAUCACUAACGACACGCUGUCAUAAUCUGGCAUUGCUAAUAACUAUAAAUUUUGUACUUUCUACCUUCUCCCAUACAUUAAACUAACAUUAAACCAAAAAAAAAACAUAAUAAGAAAAAGCAAAGCAAAAAAAAAGUCACUACAACUCUGUCAUCAAACUUCUAUUAAGAAUAAUAAUAAAAGUUAAAAUUUGUUCUUCUAUUCUAAAACAAAGCAAGCGUGUUAUCGCUUUUGUUUUAUUUAUUUACGAUUCCUUUCAAUACACCCACACACACACAUUUUCGUGCACUGUCACUCCCAAAUACACGCACACACAUCCACGCUGGCGCGGUUGUUUGUUGUUCCUGUUUUUGGUUUCUCUGUUUUCGCUUUCUUGCGUUCGUAAUAUAUCUUCAUCGCCUUUUUCGCAUAUGUGUCCACCAACAAGAAGAGGUGUGCGUGCGAGUCGUUAGCAAACAAACAAACAUUCCAAUCAGGGUUGCUGUUGCCUUCGAAUUCUGCGUCUUUAGUUACAAAUUCUUCCAGUUUUUCGUUUUUAUUUCUUAAAUAUUUUUUCUAUCGCCGCCUUGGAAUUAAGCCAUGCGCUUAAACAAUGGAGCACAGUAAAACACACACACAGAGAAUUGGGCGAUUCAAAGUACGUACGGCUGUGCUGCAGUGUUGCCAGAUGUUGUUCUAGCGCCGAUUGAAUAAGAAACAGUUUAAGGACCAACACUUGCUUGGGCAUCGAAAAAGUGACAGAAGAGAACGAAAUGAAGUAAAGAGAAGCAAAAAAAAAACACUCGAAGAAAUGACAUUCAUGUUAACUAUUUGAAAGAAUCUCUUGUGCAGUGUGUACUUUUAGGUGUAAAAUUUCUUUCAAAUAUUUUAUUGAAGCAAAUUGGAUUGAGCAAAAUUAUUCUGCUAAAUAUGUACGGUUCUAGAAGCAUAUGGGGAGGAGGGUUGAUUGAAAGAAAAAAAAAACUGCUAAUGAAACUACGAUAGUUAUUACAGAAAUUAAAUUAAUUACACUUAUAUUAGGAAGGCAAAAGAAAAAGAAAAAAACAGAAAACAAAUAAACCUUUCUAAACUUUACAAUCUAGUUAAACAAAUAUAAAAGCAACAUAAAGGGAAAAAACUUGUUGAAAAUGAUUCUAAUUCAUCUCUAGCUGUGUCUUCAUCAUCUUAUCAUUGAUAAUGACGUUAUUGAAACUGGCUUAGUUUUACCCAAAACCGAAUCAAAACAGAGAUCUAUUUUUCCAUUUUGACAGACUAGAAAAUGCUAUAACAACUGCAGACACUCACACAAAAGCAAAACACAUUCUCAAGCGAUAGGAACGGCUUUGUGAAAGCUAGGAGUAUUGCAUGAAGAGGAACCACCAUCUUGGUUCUAAAACUAAAUUGUUAACCCUAAUCAGAUAACUAAGAAUAACAAAAAACAUGGUAGACACGAGCACUAUCUGCAGUGGAUAGCAACUGUAUAAACAAAAAAGAAUCCAAACAACAAAUUAAACUUAUUGAAUAUUACGCAUAUUGUAUGUUAAAGUUUAAGUUUUAACAUAACAUAGGCUUUUGUUUGUGCAUAAAGUAUUUUACCAAUCGAAACUAAAAGCAAAUACUAACGUAUAAAUAAAUUUUCCCCUUUGUAAGAAAUCUACUUAGAGUCCCCUAAAAUCAUUCACACAAACAAAGCAAACAACAAUGUUAAGACAAAUCUUUAGCCGAACGAGAAACAAAAAAAAACGUGACGUUUGUAUAGAGGUAUAAAGCUAAGCACAGAUUAACUGAACCGUACGGUAUCAAUGUUUCAACAGUCUAAAAAUAAACGCAAAACAAAAUGGAACAGCCAUUCUCACCAAAAGGUAUUGAAUAAAGUACAUAAACAAUGCAACCAACAAAAACUCUAUCGUUUGAUAAUUUUUUAACAAAACCGAUUGCAAGUAGUAGCCCCAAAACAGUUAGUUUUUUUCCUACCGAUCAACAAAUGACAACUUGACACGCGAAUCGCAGCAAGCAGCCAAGUAAAUAAACAGAUUAAUUGUUAUCGAAUAUAUCGAAUAUAAAAAAAAUAGAAAACAGCAAACAAAUGCACCUAUCAUCUAUAAUGUUCAGUCACCACUCACAAGAACGAUGCAACACAAACCUAAAAGGUAGAUUAACCAACACUUGUCGCAACAAUUCACACUCACUCAGAAAUACACCCACGCACAGUCAAAGGAAAUACAUACUUAAGAUUUGAAGAUGAAAAAGAAAAAAAGCAUACCAAAAAACGUCGCUUACGUUUUCAACUGUCUCACUUUCUCUCUCUCUCUCUCUCUCUCUUUUUUUUUUCUCUGUUACACUAAAUCUUUCUCACUAUCUCUCGCCUAUACCACUUAUACCCACAUGCACUCAGCGAUUCUUCCGUUCCACAACUGUUGCGAAUUUGCGCGUAUUCGUAACUUCACUUACUGCACUCGUCCAGAAUACCACCAACUUUCUCAACAACUAGUUGUUACGCUUGCACGCACCAAAUCUACCUUACCUACCGCUAUAUUCUUAAUCGCAUUCUAAUCUCUUUACAUAUUUACAAACAAUCAAACGAACAAACAAACAAACAAACACACGUAUAUAUUCCCAUUCGAUACAAUACGAGUGCGGUAUUAGUGUUGGUUACGGUUAACAACCGUCAAGUAACCACGCACACUCACACAAUCCACAUAAAAAUAAACACACACACACACACACAAACACAAACACAAACACAACCUGGCACCCACUUUGUAAUCACUCUUCCAAAGUAUAUUCUUAACCGUGUAAUGCGCGUUCGAUUCACGCCACGAAUCUACACCAAAAGCUAGCAAUAUUCGCUUGAACAAAUCUUCUUUCUACUGUGCCCUUUUUUUAAGCGAAAACACUUCCUUCUUUCAUUGUACCGUUCUUAGUCGUUUCUGAACUGAAGUUAAUAACUUCGACAAAAAAAAAUAAAUUGAAAACAUACACACAAAAAAUCUCAAGUCUGUUUCAUUUCCAUUGCAUUUUCCCUCUUUCGUACGAGAACGCCACAGUAGGUGAAUAGGAGUACAUAAAAAUAUAAAUACAUAUAUAAAAUAUAGAAGUGUUCUGAUUUAAAAACUAAAACUAGUAAAACCAGAAAGAUGCCCGUUUUGUUUUCCCCUGGUUUUUUAAUGUCUUCGGUUAUGUUCCCUGUUGCAUUCGAAUUGACUUCGGAGGAAAAACCAGAAACUUAGACCUAGACAAAAGAGGUUGAAUGAAGCAGCGAAACGCCAAUGAGGGCGAUUCUCUGGUUUGAACUCCUUCACACAUUCACAGCAAAAAAAAUACAAAUGGUCAACGCAGUCCUCUCUAGUAGUAAACUAGAAGAAAUAAAAACAAAAGUGUCUCUCACUAUCUCUUUCAAACACUAACACAAAAACACACAUACACACUAUCAGUAAAAAAAAACACAGACAGUCAAACACUCACGGUCACAUGGAAAAAGAAGUAAAAAAACAAUGGAAAUUAUUAUACAUUAUAUGAAUGAAUUUUUGAUAAUCUAAUUAUAUGUAUUUUUGAAUUGUAUUUUAUCGUGGAGUAAAAAUAAUAUGUACCUAUAAUUAAAAAGAAAAAUAAAAAUCUACUAAAACAUC
Messenger RNA from Wyeomyia smithii (pitcher-plant mosquito), 10305 nucleotides. RefSeq names its product serine/threonine-protein phosphatase 2B catalytic subunit 2-like. The transcript is spliced from 4 exons. Gene Ontology annotation, cellular component: calcineurin complex; cytoplasm. Lineage: Eukaryota; Metazoa; Arthropoda; Insecta; Diptera; Culicidae. Gene Ontology annotation, biological process: calcineurin-mediated signaling. The coding region runs from base 2236 to 3771 and encodes 511 amino acids. Gene Ontology annotation, molecular function: calmodulin binding; calmodulin-dependent protein phosphatase activity. The record is from RefSeq and is a predicted model, not a curated record.